AUGACGUCAACCCGAAGCAUCCCGCCAGCAGCAACCCCAGCAGCAACCCCAGCAGCAGCAGCAGCAGCAGCAGCAGCAGCAGCAGCAGCAGAGGGGCGUGUGCUUGCGGUGCAGUCGCACGUAGUACGAGGGCAUGUGGGUGCUGAUGCCUUCGUCUUCCCGCUGCAGCGGCUGGGGCUUGACGUGGGGUGUAUAUACACCUGCCAGUUUGUAGAUUUGUUUGUGCAUGAGGGCCCCCCGCUGCAGCUGCAGCAUUUGCAGCAGUUGCUGCAGCACCUGAAACCCGACAGUUUCCUCCCUCGUCCUCUUCCUUCUGCUGCUGCUCCUGCAGCAGCAGCAGCAACAGCAGCAGCAGCAGCAGUGGAGCCACCGUUUCGGUACAUUGCUUCUGGCUUCGUAGGAAACGGAGAGCUGCUGCAUGCGCUAGCUGACUGGCUGGGGCCCCUCAGGGGGGCCCUGGGGGCCCCCGCUGCUCCUCUGUACCUAUGCGACCCCGUGAUGGGGGACUGCGGCCAGCUGUACGUACACCCCAGCUGUGUGCAGGUGUACAGCAGCAAGCUGCUGCCGCUAGCAGACAUCAUCACCCCCAACCAGUACGAAGCGGGCUGGAUACUGGGGCACCUGCAGCAGCAGCAGCAGCAGCAGCAACAGCAGCAGCAGCAGCAGAAGGAGAAGGAGCAGCAGCAGGAAGAGAAACUAGGGUGGAGAGAGAGCUGCUGCCCCUGUGUAGAGAUGAAGACUUGGGGGGAUGUUCUUGCUGCUGUUGCUGCGCUGCAUGAUGCGGGGCCAGAGGUUGUGCUGCUGACGUCCGUGCAGUUUGCUGCUGCUGCUGCAGCAGAAGAAGCUCACAACGUCCUUGCUGCAGCAGACCCCACAUAUCACCAGCAGCAGCAGCAGCAGCAGCAGCAGGCAGCAGCAGCAGCAGCAGCAGCAGGUUAA
Eimeria mitis is the source of this 939-nucleotide messenger RNA. RefSeq lists its product as uncharacterized. Gene Ontology annotation, molecular function: pyridoxal kinase activity. The record is from RefSeq and is a predicted model, not a curated record. Gene Ontology annotation, biological process: pyridoxal 5'-phosphate salvage. Gene Ontology annotation, cellular component: cytosol. NCBI's taxonomy places the organism in Eukaryota, Apicomplexa, Conoidasida, Eucoccidiorida, Eimeriidae.